ACCCGUCUCCGCCGCAACACCGCCAUCAGUAUCGAUUCAAAACGAUAGCGAGAGUGAUCUCAGUUAAGUUCUCAAAGCGUCUUUAAGAAAAUGUCUCUAUUACCGUUGUUGUUCGGUGACCAGCACCAGUGUCCGGUGCUGAGGCGUCCAGCUGUGGAAGAAUUCGUCUGGCCGCUUCAGACGUUGUCCACGUUGACCAACACCCUCAACCAGCUGGCGCAGCUCGACAAAGAUACGUCCAUCACCAUCGACAAGGACCAUUUCCAGGCCAACAUCGACGUGCAGCAGUUUAAACCCGAAGAAAUUACCGUCAAAUUUUCCGGCGACAAUACUGUAACCGUUGAGGGCAAGCACGAGGAGAAGCAGGACGAACACGGGUUUAUUUCUAGGCAUUUUGUGCGAAGGUAUGUCUUGCCGGAUGACGUAGACGCCCAGAAGUUGCAGUCGAAGCUGUCCUCUGAUGGUGUGCUGAGUAUCGCGGCCCCCAAGAAGCCGGAAGGCAAGCAGCUGGAGUACAGGGAGAUACCGGUACAGAGGACGGGCCCGGUUAAGAACGUAGAGCAGAAAUCGGUGACGGAAGGGGAGAAAAAGAAGUAAAAUGCCAAAAAUUCGUAAUAAUUAAUUUAAUUUCACUUUGUUAGACUGUUAGGUUAGGUUUUGUUUACUUAUUUAUUUUGUAUUUCUUCAUAUUGUUAUAUAGUAACGCUAUUACAGUACACAGUAAAUGUUCCGUUUUUUGCCAUAAGAAUUUAUUUAUACAUUAUGUGAAAUAAAUGUGAUUGGAAAAUAAAUAUUUGUUUUUUUUUUUCUCGAAUCUGAAUAAAAAGUUAAAAAGUUUAGUUGUAAUUCUAAGAACAAUGCGCAAGAUACGCAUAAGUUAUUUCUGAAAAAAAAAAAUUAUAAUUAAAACCUAAGCACGGUAUCAAACUCGGUACAAGUAAAAAAAGCUUUUUUUAUGCGUAAAAAGUUAACACUUACAAACCAUCUAUUUCAAAAACUUACUGCUUAUAUAAUUUUAUAUUUGUUAUAUAUUUUUCCUUACGCGUUGUGAAUAAAACAAUGAAAAACAUUUUUAUUUUGGGAUUUUUUCCGGAAAAUGCGAUAAAAAAGUGCCAAAUAGAAACGAAUAAUUUUAAAUUUGGUUUAACCUUUUUGACUCGGAUAUGGUUUAUGGAUAAGACGAGAAAUAUUAAACAAAAUGGAGCGUAACGAUUUCCAAAAAGUAAUGGUGAUUACCCGGACCAGUCAGACGUUAAAAACCAAAAAUUCGAAGAUUUAUAGGCUAGACUGUUCUCGAAAAAAAAUGGCUGUCAUUCAUCCAAUGCCGCCACUCGAAGCGUCAAAAUGGUUGCCUGCCAACUCAUGAAAAACACAUGCGUUUUUAAACUCAAGGAUGGUAAAUAAAAUACUUUACUAUUGUUUUAUUACAUUACAUCAAAAACGCAUUCCUAAGGACGUCAAAAUGUUAUAUAUAACCUGAACAAUUUCGCAAUUUUUAUGUCUAGCAUAUGUCGCUAGAUAAAAAUUGAAUGGACACUGUGCUCGUGUAAACAUAAAUAUAUAAU
Molecule: messenger RNA, 1565 nt
Organism: Cylas formicarius (sweet potato weevil)
Lineage: Eukaryota; Metazoa; Arthropoda; Insecta; Coleoptera; Brentidae
Product: protein lethal(2)essential for life-like
Exons: 1
Coding region: 91-597 (168 amino acids)
Biological process (GO): response to heat; protein refolding
Molecular function (GO): protein folding chaperone
Source: RefSeq, a predicted model, not a curated record